CAAGGCGGUGCAGUUCUGCCGCCCACCCACUGUUUGACAGGCAAUGCCGUAACCUGCCCGAUUGAUUGCACUCCCACCAUGGAUGCAGCCGAGGAUCGAGAUAUAAAACUGCAGCGAGCCUCUAGUGAUCUAGUGGCAGAGUUCUCGGCAAAGCUACCGUCCCUGCUUUGGAAAUCCAGGUCCCAGAGUGGAACCCCCGACUCUCCGCGCAGAUGGACUCAUGUCACGAAGACGGAGAGGCUGGUUGGCCUUCUUGAGCCUUUCCAGGAAUGGCCCCAGCUCUUAGAUCCGCAUCUACAGAAGCUGCUGCCCCCUCUCGUGGAUGCUUUUCUGGCAUAUCUGAUCAAGAGCCGCGAUCAAUAUGGUCUGCGGGCUACCAAGUCCCAGAAGGGUGGGUCCCUAUACCCUCUUCCAAGGGCUAUCUGCAGACUGCUCUACACUUUCUGCAAAGUCCGCGGUGUCAAGGUGGUCAGCCGGUUCCUCAACAACGAGCCGAAGUACCUGGGCGUUAUGCUGCGGGCUUUUAUCGAGUGGGAUAAAACCAUUCAACGUGGUUCCGAGGCAGAUGCAGAUGCAGAUCCCAUAGAUUCCCAACUUCAGGGUCUGGUCUGGGAAGAGCGGUACGUGAUGCUGGUCUGGCUCUCGCAUCUCCUGCUCGCUCCCUUUGACCUGUCUUCAUUGUCAUCGGACGAUAUUCCCGUGCCUUAUGAAAAUCUCUACCAGCUAACAUGGUUACCUUCCAAUACUCCAAUGAUUGCAAAAUCGCUCCUCUCAUUGUCAUUGCACUACAUCAGUGCUUCUGGUAAGGAGCGUGAGGCAGCCACAGCACUCUUGGCUCGACUUGUUCUUCGGGGUGAUAUGCAAACCCUCGGGCUCCUUACCGGUAUGACAAAUUGGGCAUUCGAGACAUUUCAUCCUGCAAAGGAUGUGGAAGAGCCACCUUCGGUCUAUGCGUGCAUUGGGGUGCUAUCAUUCAUUGCCCGAUUGGGAGCGUCGGGUCAAAUGGAAGAUUUUGCUCCCUUGGUGAUAUCUGUCUUUGAGAAAACACUACGAGUAUUUCAAAAGCAUACCCUUGUUUCUCACGCCAUAAAGUCCUCAGCAUUAGCACGAAAGACUGUGGUCAAGAUCCUCCGCAACAUUACAGUCAUGGCCUUGUCUCUCAGCGAUCGCGGGCACGCUUGCAUCACAGAUGAACAGGUGUCGAGCAUAUUGGAGGACGCCAUUGACCAUUUCCUGAUUGCUCUCGCAGACAAAGAUACGCCCGUGCGGUUUGCGGCGAGCAAAGCGCUGAGCAUCAUCACCUUGAAGCUGGAACCCGGCAUGGCAACUGAGGUCAUCGAAGCAGUCAUUGGCUCAUUGGGAGAAAACAUACUCUUUGAGAAAGACGACGGUGCUUUAAUCACACCUUAUGAGGCGCGACAAAUACGCACCCACACACUCAGACGGAACCUCAGCGCGGUGGAUGCCCAGCGAUGGCAAGGACUGAUCCUCACUCUCUCCCAUUUGCUUUUCCGCCGCGCACCCCCGACCAGCCAACUCCCUGAUAUUCUUCAAUCCCUUUUCUCGGGUCUUGAUUUCGAGCAGCGCUCCUCGACUGGCAGCUCUGUGGGAACUGGUGUACGCGACGCGGCCUGUUUCGGCAUCUGGGCCUUGUCUCGAAAAUACACCACUCCAGAGCUGCAAGCCUUGCAACCACAAACGAUCACCUCUCUAGAUGGGCCGAGAGAGGUGAAUGUUUUGCAAAGGCUGGCUGUGGAUCUUGUCUGUGCCGCCUGUGUUGACCCGUCUGGAAAUAUCAGGCGUGGUGCUUCAGCGGCUCUUCAAGAGCUGAUUGGCCGACAUCCCGAUACCAUCGUCGAGGGGAUUCCUCUUGUUCAGGUUGUGGACUACCACGCGGUUGCCCGGCGUUCACGUGCGAUGAUCGAUGUGGCUAAGGCGACAGUCUCUCUGGAUCAGACCUACUGGAGCCCGCUUUUGGAAACCUUGAUGAGCUGGAGGGGGAUUGGAUCGCCAGAUGCCGAGUCAAGGAGACAGGCUGCCAAGUCGAUCGGAAAUAUGAGCACACAAGAGAUGUUCAAGACCAUGCAUCUCGUGUUGGAGCGGCUUCAAAGCAAGCUUGCCAAGACUCCUCCAAACGAUGUUGAAUGCCGGCACGGCUGUCUAUUAGCCAUUGCUGCCACAGUGGACGCAUAUACCAAUCAACGGAAUACAGAUUCGGAAACCAGCGAUGUUCAUGAGGCCAAGGAAGUCUCGGCCCAAGUGCUAAAGCUGUGGGAUAUCUUUGGGUCGCCCAUUGGUCCCACUGAUGAUGACUUGAAGCUUCAGAACACCCGGCCUGAAUUAACAGCAGAGGCAUCGUCAGACUUGAUCUCUUCACUGUCUCGGUCUGUGUAUGGAACCGUUCGAGCAGCGCCCUCUCAAACACUUCUUGAUCGAGCCCUUCAAAUCCUCUCACUCUGCGUCUCCCGAAGUGAUAACACCUCUAUUGAAGCGGCCGCGAAUGCAUUAUCACAGCUCUUUCCUUUGCUUUCUUCAUCGAAGCAGGACGAAACUGUGCAGGCAUGGUUCAGUCAUUUGAAUACUACAUGGAAACUACCAACCGGUCGGGGCCAAAUCCUCGCUCUAAGUGCCGUUUUCAAGCAGUUCGAGGUUAAGCAGGAUCUGCAAGGCAAUAUCAUCACACAGCUAUUCCGAUGUACCGACAAAGAAGAGCUCAUUGAGAAACGUGUCGCUGCUGUGAGGUGUUUGGCCACUGACGUUCUACCACAUAUGAAUAGUAUGUGCUUCCAGGUGCUCAGACGUCGAGGAUUCCAAGCUAACUAUCUAUCAGGUGUCACGAAUCAUGUUGCGAACGGCUUCCUUGGGGCAUUGAAUGAUUACACCACCGAUCGUCGAGGAGAUAUUGGGUCAUUGAUCCGGGUUGAAGCAAUCCAGGCCGCCGGUAUCCUCCUCAAGAGAGAGCCUAAAACAACACCAUGUUCCCCACUAACCCAGGAAUUGGUUCGAUGUCUCUGUCGCCUGGCUAGCGAAAAGCUCGACAAAGUCAGACUACAGGCAUGGCUUUGUUUGCAGAACUUUUGGGAAUCGGCCACGGACUUCCCUCCACUAAGCAGUAGAUUCGAACAUUUCAGCCAUGUGUCCUCGAAAGAGUACUUCCUCCAACUGCUCAGUCUGCAACCGAUUGACUGGCUACGUGUUCCACUGCUGCAAGGAUUGGCAACAUCUGCUGUCGCCGGUUCUGAAGGCUUAGUUCGGGCUUGUCGGUCUGCGUUGGCUGAAUAUCUCGAUUCUUUCACUGCAUCUCAACGUCAAGAGAUCUUGAUGACUUUUGUGAAAGAUCUUUCGACCAUAUUGAGCGACAAUCUCCAAGAUGACCGCUACGCCCCUCCGACCAUCGAGUUCCUUGCGUUUUUGAUCGAUGGCUAUAUUAACGUCGUCCCAGAUGGGUCUGAUCCGAGUUUCCGAAAACUAUUCGUUCUUGUACAGAAAGCACACCUCCGGUCUUCCAAUAUAGCCCGCCUCGAAGCUGCGGCAAAGGUCUACGCAGCGUUGGCCAGGAUUGAGAGUCUCCGGUCGGAUGUUUUGAAGAAACUGACGGGGAUGCUAUUGCAUCCUUUUCCGAGGGUUCGCGCAUCUGCUGCAGAUUAUCUAUUUGUGGUGACCGAUUCCGAGAUGGUCAAGUAUGAGGACUGGUCAGCGCAGCCAAAGCAGUUGAUGGGUCAGGUUGAGGGUUUGCGGGCUGUUCUAAUCCAGUAG
Penicillium riverlandense is the source of this 3756-nucleotide messenger RNA. Its product is annotated as tubulin-specific chaperone D. Gene Ontology annotation, biological process: tubulin complex assembly; microtubule cytoskeleton organization; post-chaperonin tubulin folding pathway. Gene Ontology annotation, molecular function: beta-tubulin binding; GTPase activator activity. The record is from RefSeq and is a predicted model, not a curated record. NCBI's taxonomy places the organism in Eukaryota, Fungi, Ascomycota, Eurotiomycetes, Eurotiales, Aspergillaceae. The annotation marks the transcript as partial. The transcript has 4 exons.